Capsella rubella is the source of this 3398-nucleotide messenger RNA. RefSeq names its product disease resistance protein RML1B. The record is from RefSeq and is a predicted model, not a curated record. Gene Ontology annotation, biological process: signal transduction; defense response. Lineage: Eukaryota; Viridiplantae; Streptophyta; Magnoliopsida; Brassicales; Brassicaceae. The transcript is spliced from 4 exons. Gene Ontology annotation, molecular function: ATP hydrolysis activity; ADP binding. Bases 1 to 3123 code for a protein of 1040 amino acids.
AUGGCUUCUUCUUCUUCUUCUUCUUCUUUGUCUCGCACAUGGCGCUACCGCGUCUUUACGAGCUUCCAUGGGCCAGACGUCCGUAAGACAUUUCUGAGUCACUUACGCAAACAGUUUAACUACAACGGGAUUACCAUGUUUGAUGACCAAGGGAUCGAGAGAAGUCAAACCAUUGCUAAAGCUCUUACACGAGCUAUUAGGGAAUCCAGGAUCUCAAUCGUGGUGCUCUCGAGGAACUAUGCUUCUUCGGGCUGGUGCUUAAACGAAUUGGUGGAGAUUUUGAAUUGCAAGAAAGAUAUGGGGCAGAUCGUGAUGACUGUCUUCUACGGAGUAGAUCCAUCUGAUGUACGGAAGCAAACGGGAGAAUUUGGGAUCUCUUUUAAUGAAACUUGUGCUCGUAAAACAGAGGAAGCUCUAAGAUGGAGCAAAGCUUUGAACGAUGUUGGCAACAUAGCUGGAGAACACUUGCAAAACUGGGACAACGAAGCAAUAAUGAUCGAGAAGAUUGCAAGAGAUGUUUUAGAUAAACUAAAUGCUACACCCUGUAGGGAUUUUGAUGGGAUGGUGGGACUUGAGGCACAUUUGAGAGAAAUGGAGUCUUUGCUAGAUUUAGAUAAUGAUGAAGUCAAGAUGGUUGCAAUAUCUGGUCCUGCAGGGAUUGGUAAGACAACCUUAGCUAGAGCUUUACAUAAUCAACUCUCGAAUAAGUUUCAACUUGCUUGUCUUGUGGACAACCUUAGGGUAAGUUAUCAUAGUGGUUUUGACGAGUACGGUUUGAAACUACGUUUACAAGAACAAUUUCUUUCAAAGGUUUUGAACCAAAGUGGUAUGAAGAUAAGCCAUUUAGGUGCAAUAAAAGAAAAUCUAAGCGACCAAAGGGUGCUUAUUAUUCUUGAUGAUGUGAACAAUCUAAAGCAGUUGGAGGCUUUGGCUAAUGAAACUACAUGGUUUGGUCCUGGAAGUAGGAUUGUAGUUACCACAGAAAAUCGAGAGCUUUUGCAGCAGCAUGGUAUCAAUAAUACAUACCAUUUGGGUUUCCCAUCUAGUCAAGAAGCUCUACUGAUCUUAUCCAUGUAUGCUUUUCGACCAACCUCUCCACAUCAUGGUUUUAAGGUGCUUGCCAAACGAAUAACAGAGCUUUGUGGCAAUCUCCCGUUAGCUCUACGUGUGGUGGGUUUAUCUUUGUCUGGGAAGAAUGAAGACGAAUGGGAAGAUGUAAUAUGCAGGUUAGAAACUAUUCUUGAUCGCGAUAUCGAGGACGUAUUACGAGUUGGCUAUGAAGGUUUAGAUGAGAACGAGCAAACGCUAUUUCUCCAUAUUGCAGUCUUCUUCAACAAUGAAGAUGGUAAUUUUGUGAAAGCCAUGUUUGAUGACGGUAACUUGGAUGUCAAACGCGGUUUGAAGAUCCUAGUAGAUCGAUCUCUCAUAAACAUAUGCAGUGUCACUGAAAACAUAGUCAUGCACAAAUUACUACAGCAAAUGGCUAAACAAACCAUUCAUAAACAAGAGCCUUGGAAACGUCAGAUCUUAAUGGAUCCUCAUGAGAUUUGUGAUGUCCUCGAGAAUGAAACAGGUACCAGAGCUGUGACUGGAAUAUCAUUUGAUAGAUCUAAUAUCGAUGAAGUAUCUAUCAGCCAGAGCGCUCUUAAAAGAAUGCCAAAUCUUCAGUUCCUCAGAGUCUACCAAACAAGAGGUGAUAAAAUGCACAUACCUGAGAAGAUGGAAUUCCCACGUCGUCUAAGGUUAUUACAUUGGGAGUCAUACCCAAGAAAGAGUCUUCCUCCUAGAUUUCAUCCUGAAUAUCUUGUUGAACUCAAUAUGCGGGAAAGCCGGUUCGAAUACCUCUGGAAAGGAACCCUGCCGCUUAGAAAUCUCAAGAAGAUGGAUUUAUUAGGGUCCGAGAAUUUGAAGGAACUCCCGGAUCUUUCAAAGGCUACAAAACUGGAGACAUUACAGCUGAGCAAAUGCAGAAACCUACAAAUCAUUCCAUCUCACAUGAACCUAGUAUCCCUUGUAAGCGUCUCUAUGAUCGGAUGCAUCAGACUGAGAGAUAUUCCAGUUAUGUCAACAAACAUCGAAGCACUGUAUAUCACAGAGACAGCGAUCGAAGAUGAACCUCCAUCAGUUAGGCUUUGCUCUCGUCUUCAGACUCUCAAUCUAAGCCGCAGUGUAAAGCUCACGAGCUUAACACAUCUCCCCAUGACUAUCACAUACCUAGACGUAAGAUACACUGGUAUUAAAAAGAUUCCAGAUUGCAUCAAAGCCCUUCAUGAGCUACAAUUCUUACUGAUAUCAAGCUGCAGAAGACUCACUUCAUUGCCAGAGCUCCCUGGUUCACUUCAAUUUCUACACGCAGAUGAUUGUGAUUCACUAGUGACCAUAUUUUCCCCUUUGAACAUUACUCCAUCUGCGUGGCGCCUCGAAUUCACCAACUGCUUCAAACUGGACCAACAAGCAAGAAAAGCAAUCAUACAACAAUCUUUUUCUCAAGGAAUCACGCUCUUGCCAGGAAGACAAGUCCCUGCAGAGUUCGAACACCGUGCCAAAGGAAAUUGCCUGACGAUUCGUUCCAAUGGCAACGAUCCUCUUUAUGCUCUCUCUAGAUAUAAUGUCUGCGUUGUGAUUUCACCUCCCCGCCAAGAAUAUAGUCUUGGUCACUCUCCGCCAAGACUAUUGUGUCGUCACAUAGCCAAAGGUGACUUAUACCCCAAUGAGGUCUCCAUCUUCGUAGGCGAUGUCCCCAAAUUUCGCAGGGAACAUUUGUUUAUAUUUUCCAUUAACCAUCGCUGGCCAUGUAUCGUCGAUCCAUCUGAUGUGAACAGGGAGAUCGUGUUUGAAUUCAGCAGCGAAUUCCAAGAAUUUGACAUUAUUGAAUGUGGUGCUCAGAUCUUGACGGAUGAGUGGGACUAUGAAUUUGGAUUGUACCAAGACGACAUUGAGUUUGAAUCUAGUGAAGCCUCUGGGGACGACAUUGAGUUUGAAUCUAGUGAAGCUUCUGAAGACGAAAUGGAGUUUGAAUCCAUCCAAGCCUCAGAAGACGACGACGAACACGGUGACUCCAAAGAAGACGAGUAUCUCCGAACAGAUUGUUGGAGUUGGCUAUUCCUUUGCUUUAAACAGUGAGAACCAUACAGAUUGAGAAAUAUAUGUGAUUUAACAGAAGAAGAGAGUACUGAAGAGUUUGGAUCGUCACCAGUCACCACCUUGCUUCGAUAAUCAUGAGGGAAAAUUAACACAGAAGCGUUUGGGAAAGAUGAUGAUAACGUGGCCGUCUGUUUAAUCCAUAGCGUUGUUUGUUGGGCCCUUUUAGGGAACAUAUGGGCUCUUGUUGGGCCUACAAGUGUAAUCCAUCGUUCGUGUUAUUUUUUUCCGAGUAAACAAGCUCAACUUUCUUAGUU